CUCUCUCUCCCCUCCAUCCGUGAUGUUACAAAGCCUGUGAGCUGUUCUUUUCCCCCACUCGCCUCCUGUCACUUCCUAGACGCUCUCAGGACGAUUCCUGCUUACUUUUAAUCCGGCCAGCAGCACGGGCACUUUCGCCUCCUGAAUCCUCAGAUAUACACACACAUACGCCGCCACCAUCGCCAGAGAUCCGCUGGCUGCUCAUUGGAUUGCUUUGCAAGGUUGUGUGUGUGCGCGCGUGUGCGGUGCGCGCGCGUAUGUGCGGUUAAAGGAGGCUGCAUGUUGAACCAGGUGAUGAACAUUUUACAAGGCUGGAAGAACUAACGGCUCCCCCCACCCCUGCUUCCUCCUCCUCCUCCUCCUCCUCCUCCUCCUCCCCACCACUCUCCUCGGUGUCUUGUCUCUUCUUCUCCCUCGGUUGCUCCCAAGAAGGGGAAAAUAUCUCAAGGACUAGCCUGAUCAUCCAGCCCUUUGCAAUCAGGAACGGAUGCAGGGGUCUGUGAAUUGAAUCGUGUAAGUGCUGAAGAAGGAUUCUUGGUUUGAGGAAACAGGAAAGAGGAAGGAAAGAGAAGAAGAAAAUACACGAGUGUAGGAACGAACGAGAGAAGAAAAACGGGGACUAUGGGGAGAAAAAAGAUUCAGAUCACAAGGAUUAUGGAUGAACGUAACAGGCAGGUGACAUUUACGAAGAGGAAAUUUGGGUUAAUGAAGAAGGCUUACGAGUUGAGUGUUCUCUGUGACUGUGAGAUUGCUCUAAUAAUCUUCAACAGCACCAACAAACUGUUUCAGUACGCCAGCACUGAUAUGGACAAGGUGUUGCUGAAGUAUACAGAGUACAAUGAGCCACACGAGAGUCGAACGAAUUCAGAUAUUGUUGAGACGUUGAGAAAGAAAGGACUUAAUGGCUGUGACAGCCCAGACCCCGAUGCAGAUGAUUCAGUAGGUCACAGCCCUGAGUCAGAGGACAAGUACAGGAAAAUUAAUGAAGAUAUUGAUCUAAUGAUCAGCAGGCAAAGAUUAUGUGCUGUUCCACCACCUAACUUUGAGAUGCCAGUUUCUAUCCCAGUGUCCAACCACAACAGCUUGGUAUACAGCAACCCUGUAAGCUCAUUGGGUAACCCCAACCUGUUGCCUCUGGCCCACCCUUCCUUACAGCGGAAUAGCAUGUCUCCUGGUGUGACACACCGGCCACCAAGUGCAGGAAACACAGGUGGCCUGAUGGGUGGGGACCUCACAACCGGUGCAGGCACCAGUGCAGGGAAUGGGUAUGGCAACCCCCGAAACUCACCAGGUCUGCUGGUCUCACCUGGAAACUUGAACAAGAAUAUGCAAGCAAAGUCUCCUCCUCCCAUGAACUUGGGAAUGAACAACCGCAAACCAGAUCUCCGAGUGCUGAUUCCACCAGGCAGCAAGAACACGAUGCCAUCUGUGUCUGAGGAUGUUGAUCUGCUUUUGAAUCAGAGGAUAAAUAACUCUCAGUCUGCUCAGUCAUUGGCUACCCCAGUGGUUUCCGUGGCAACUCCUACUUUGCCAGGGCAAGGGAUGGGAGGAUACCCAUCAGCCAUUUCAACAACAUAUGGUACUGAAUACUCGCUCAGCAGUGCAGAUUUGUCAUCGCUCUCUGGCUUUAACACUGCCAGCGCUCUCCACCUGGGUUCAGUAACCGGCUGGCAACAACAACACCUACAUAACAUGCCACCAUCUGCCCUCAGUCAGUUGGGAGCUUGCACUAGCACUCAUUUAUCUCAGAAUGCAAAUCUCUCCCUGCCUUCUACUCAAAGCCUCAACAUCAAGUCAGAACCUGUUUCUCCUCCUAGAGACCGUACCACCACACCUUCGAGAUACCCACAGCACACGCGCCACGAGGCUGGAAGAUCCCCUGUUGACAGCUUGAGCAGUUGCAGUAGUUCGUAUGACGGAAGCGAUAGAGAGGAUCACCGGAACGAAUUCCACUCUCCCAUUGGACUCACCAGACCUUCGCCGGACGAAAGGGAAAGCCCCUCUGUGAAACGCAUGAGGCUGUCUGAAGGAUGGGCAACAUGA
This is a messenger RNA of Lacerta agilis (Sand lizard), 2043 nucleotides long. RefSeq names its product myocyte enhancer factor 2C (gene MEF2C). The record is from RefSeq and is a predicted model, not a curated record. Lineage: Eukaryota; Metazoa; Chordata; Lepidosauria; Squamata; Lacertidae. Gene Ontology annotation, molecular function: histone deacetylase binding; DNA-binding transcription factor activity, RNA polymerase II-specific; protein dimerization activity. The transcript has 11 exons. Gene Ontology annotation, biological process: heart development; cell differentiation; positive regulation of transcription by RNA polymerase II. Bases 622 to 2043 code for a protein of 473 amino acids.